Molecule: messenger RNA, 1524 nt
Organism: Dicentrarchus labrax (European seabass)
Lineage: Eukaryota; Metazoa; Chordata; Actinopteri; Moronidae
Gene: dync2li1
Product: dynein, cytoplasmic 2, light intermediate chain 1
Exons: 13
Coding region: 86-1168 (360 amino acids)
Biological process (GO): intraciliary retrograde transport; intraciliary transport involved in cilium assembly
Cellular component (GO): ciliary basal body; cytoplasmic dynein complex; axoneme
Molecular function (GO): dynein heavy chain binding
Source: RefSeq, a predicted model, not a curated record
CGUUACUCUGGCAACGUUUGGGGUUCCUUCGGCUUUAGCCAUUCAGCUAGCUUGUCAACUUUGUUAGUUUAAACUAUCAAAUGUAAUGCCUAAAAUAAGCUCAGACACGCUAUGGGAGCUGGCUGCGGCGGAGGUCCGCAGUCGGGAGACUGAAGGUGGGGAGGAGGACGGAGGGGAGACGGUCAGCGAGAGGAGCGUGUUUCUGAUGGGGAGCAAGGCCGGGGGUAAGACGUCCAUUCUCCUCAGAUGCCUCGACAGGGAUGAACCAUCCAAGCCAACUCUGGCACUGGAGUACACUUUCGGCAGACGGGCUCGGGGACACAACACACCCAAAGACAUAGCCCAUCUAUGGGAGCUGGGAGGAGGAACGUCUCUGUCAGACCUGGUCCAGAUCCCCAUCACUCCUGUCAGCAUCAGGUCUCUCUCUGUCAUCCUCAUUAUGGACCUGUCUAAACCCAACGCCCUGUGGGGAACCAUGGAGAAGCUGCUGCAGGCAGCACAAUCUCAGUUGGAAAAAGUCUCUUCCAAGGCACAACAAGCACAGAAGGCCAGACCUGGAGCCAAACACCAGACGCCUGUCCACUCAGCAGCACGCGUCUUACCUAAAGACUAUCCUGACAGAGAGUUGAUCAGUCCCUUCCCUGUUCCUCUGCUCAUCAUUGGCAGCAAAUAUGACAUCUUUCAGGAAUUAGACUCUGACAAGAGGAAAGUGGUUUGUAAAACACUGCGUUUUGUUGCCCACUACUAUGCAGCCUCUCUUAUUUUCACUAGCAUCAAGUCAGAGACCCUAAUGUCAAAAACCAAGAGCUUCUUCUCCCACCUGGCUUUUGGUCUGGACAGAGGUAAAACAAUGUCCUGUGACUCCACCAAGCCUCUCAUCAUUCCAGCAGGCUCUGACUCCUUCAGCCAAAUAGGUUCCCCUCCUACUACUGAUGUGGACAUUACUUCUCUGCACGCCAAAAACCCCAAAGACCUCUGGAAGAAAGUCUACGAGCGUGUCUUCCCCCAAGAGAGUACCAGUGAGCAGAGGGAACUAAAGGAUCCAGCCAAAGACCCACAGUACAGUGAGCCUCAGAUUGAUGCCAUGAGAGCCCAGAAAGACCAGGAGUUGGAUCAGUAUAAGAGGAAUGCAGCGAAGUCCUGGAAAGGUCUGGAGCUGGAGACAUGAGCGAUAAUCAACUUUAUGGUCACACACACACACACAAUAUAGAAAAGUAUCUGAAAGGUGAGGUGCUGAUCACUGGAAGCAGGAAAAAAGUGUUGCACACUCUAUAUGCAUUUCUCUUUUAUUCAGAUGUUGAUGUUUCAGUCUUCUGGCCUUCUUAUGUUUAAAGUUCUGAUUCACACACACAUACAGCACAUAGUUAUGUAAAUACAGACAAACAUUUUGCUUUAUUUAUUUCCUUUUAUGUCAUUUUUUUUACUACUUGGUAAUUCAUACAAUUUGUAUAAUUAGAUAUUCUUCUCUAUCUAUUUGUAUGUAAUAAAGUUUGUUCUAACAAAAAUAAACAAAUUAUUUUAUCA